CUGGAAUAGUCCUCCCCUACCUGCUCGGCCCUAAGCCUCUACAGCCCCCUACCUGGGGAAAAGAGCCCUGUACUCCCUCACGCCCACUCCCUCAUCUUUUCCUCAGCGUCUGCCGGAUUUACCUAAUAUGAAUCCAGCCCUCUCUUCCUGACAAGCACUUAAGUAUCACGACUUUUGUACACGGACAUUCGUAUCUGUCAGGACAUGUCUUUUGGCCCUGGCGACUCGCCGUCGCCCGUGCGGAGGCGUUCACUAGUUGAGGUGAUGGCGACUGGGCCGCCGGAUUCGCAAGCGCGAUUCGGUCAGUCCGUGAAGGGGCUUCUCACGGAGAAGGUGAACACCUGCGGCACUGACGUGAUCGCGCUCACUAAGCAAGUGCUGAAGGGUUCCCGCAGCUCUGAGCUGCUAGGCCAGGCAGCUCGAAACAUGGUACUACAGGAAGACGCCAUCUUGCACUCGGAAGAUAGUUUAAGGAAAAUGGCAAUAAUAACAACACAUCUUCAAUACCAGCAAGAAGCUAUUCAGAAAAAUGUUGAGCAGUCGUCUGAUCUACAGGACCAAUUGAAUCAUCUGUUGAAAUAGAACAGCUUAUAAGAAGGCUUUCCCUGAUGCUGAAGAGAAGACAUUUUGCACAACCAUUUAUGCUGUGGGUUUGAUUUUCCAUUUUCUUCUUCAAAAGUUAAGGUAGAAAAGAUUUGGGAUAAUGUACAAUUUCUCCUGAAAAGAAGCUAGGUGGUUGAAUUUUGGAAGCACUCUUGAAUCAGACUAACCCAUGCUCUUAUUGAAUUUUUAAGUUGUUCUAGUUUUUUAAGUUGUUCUAUUAGUUUUAUAUUAAAUCAAGAUUUAAAAAUGUCUUAGUUUUUCCCAUAGAACUUGAAUGUCAAAAGCCAUAUUGUUUAAAGGUGAUUCUUAAGCAAAUACUGAAUAGUGUUUUCAAUUCAGAAAUAGAUCUUCUAUUGUGAACAUAUAUGAAUGAUAAAUACUAUUUUUAAAGAACUUUUCUUUAAAUCAUACAUUGAGAAAAUAUUUUAAUUUCACAGAAUGGUGAUAGGCAAUAGCCGUUGUUUCCUUUUCUAGUAACUCAGAGGAGAUACUGAUUUUAUUUGUUGUAGCAAAUUCCUAAAUGAAAAUUAGGCAAAUUAUAUCAUAUCUGGACAGCUGCAAACUCUUGCCUUGACCUGCAUUCCUAGGAUUUCUUAGUUGUUUAAGACUCUUGAUUAAAUGGCCUUGGGUUUAUUUUGUAAUUUUGCUAGUAAUCAGCAAAUUCACUUGUAUAACAUUAUUGCCAAAUACGAAGGCAGUUGAAUUCCGGUGAGUGAUUGUUGUUUAGGGUUGUGCCAUGGGGAAACCCUUACGUUUGUAGACAUUUACCUGUGUUCAUUGAAUUCAUCUUGUUAAAUGGCAUGACUUUACCAUUGUCUAUAGUCACGUCUCAGUGUCUUUACUUUGUUUGAGUUUUAAAUGGGACUCUAUUUUGUUCCAGUUCAGUUCUUCAUGUACUAAGGGUUUGGGAGAAAGUUGACAUAAGAAAAUGAUGUUUUCACUGAAACAAAACAUGAAUUCAGUUUAAUCCGUAUUAUAUGUCAUCGAGUUGACUAAUCAUAUUUGUCCCUCAUUGUACAUAUACACGUUAACUUAAGAUUUAAAAAAAAAAAGUAUGAAGGAAUUCACUUAAUGCAUUUAUUCUAUAAACAUUUAUUACAAUUAUUAAAUGUAAACAGGCUCAGUUUACCUUAAAAAGAAAGGUUGCAAACUUUCCGCAAAUGUCACAUUAAGAGUAAAAUAUUUGAAGUGUUAUCUGAGGAUGUUACUAUCACUGUUUCUAAUCAACAUUUAGCUGGUGGCCAUACCCAGGGCAGAAAUUAAAAAUAGGUAUAGCUAUUAGCAAUGAAGAGACAAAAUUGUUAUUAUCAUAUGAUAGGAUUAUCUACUUAGAAAAUCCGAGGACUAAUUAAAAAAAAAAGGUUUGCCAACUUAGAAAGCAAAAGUCCCAUCAUCCAAGAACCAAAAAGAAAUACUUAAGAUAAAAAAAAGAUUAAAGGUAUGGUCUAAGUUUUUUUCAUCAUGUUGGAACAAACAUGAAGAAGCAGUUUAGAAUCUUGGAAGUAAUUGAAUCCAGUCCCUUUGCCUCAGCUCUGCAUCUCUGGCAAGUA
Rhinolophus ferrumequinum (greater horseshoe bat) is the source of this 2153-nucleotide messenger RNA. It is a transcript of the gene BORCS7, whose product is annotated as BLOC-1 related complex subunit 7. The coding region runs from base 205 to 582 and encodes 125 amino acids. Gene Ontology annotation, cellular component: BORC complex. The record is from RefSeq and is a predicted model, not a curated record. The transcript has 6 exons. NCBI's taxonomy places the organism in Eukaryota, Metazoa, Chordata, Mammalia, Chiroptera, Rhinolophidae.